This is a messenger RNA of Lathyrus oleraceus (garden pea), 1381 nucleotides long. RefSeq lists its product as uncharacterized. NCBI's taxonomy places the organism in Eukaryota, Viridiplantae, Streptophyta, Magnoliopsida, Fabales, Fabaceae. The coding region runs from base 404 to 1153 and encodes 249 amino acids. The transcript is spliced from 4 exons. The record is from RefSeq and is a predicted model, not a curated record.
CAAACUAAUAGAUCUGUCUCUCUUAUGGUUCAUGAUCCCAACCUGUUCUCAAAUGCAGGUACGUUCUCCUUCUUGUUCAUUGUCGAUCAUAUUGUAAAAUCACAAAUACUUGAUUAACCUACCUGGAUAAAGUUUAAUGAUCUGUUACAUGUAACAAUUCCUCAUAAACUUCUUAGCCCACACAUUUGCAAGUUUCUAUAUUGCCGGUGCAGCCUCAGCCACAAUUUGUAACAUUGGUCUUAAAUCCCAUUGUUGCAUUGUUUGACCUAAAUGUAGAGUUCUUUCGGUUCCAAGUACCAUUCCUUCCAUAUAUGUCAAAGUGCUAAGAUUAGUUGACAUUGACACAUGCUUUAGAAAAGAUGUUGCCCGGUGAUGAACAAUACUCUGUCUUUGAGUCGGGAAGAUGCAUGGAUUCUCCACUGUUGAUGGGUUUGUGGAGAUAAGCGAGUGCUUGGCGGAGAUGAUUAAAUACGUGGCGAACGAACCAUCUGCUGGUCUUUUCUUCAUCCAACAGCAUACUCAAAAUGCAGUUCCCAAUGUCAUUAAGCUUAAGAAGAAGGUUAUUGAGAAGUCUCACGAAACGCGUUUGCACACAGAAGAUUUGGAGGACUCUGUCACAAUGGUGAAAUCAAUGAAAGAGUGUGGAUUCCCAAUAAUUGAUGAGAUGAUUGGAGACAUUAAAAAAUCUCUGGCUACUAUGACAUCAAAGCAACCAAAACGAGUCCUACCGAGUCUGCCAGCAUCAAAUAUUCAGACAGAAAGAACUAGUUUUUGGGGUAACUCUGCAGUUGAUCCCCAAGAGGGAAGUGAAAAAAGGGGCAACUAUUUUUCUAGUGUUUUUAAGUUUUCAAAGCAGAAGGAAAGCAGUCUCAAGUGGCCACAACGUGAUUCUACAGGAUCAAUCGAUCCCAAGACUGAGAAGGCAGAGCUGCACCCUGAUGUGCCUUUGUCUGUCACAUAUGCAAGCAGUUGUACAUCUACAGACAAGUUGCCACUGCCAAGAGAGGUUGAAGAUGAAACUCUGCCGGAACAGAGUGAUAUUGGGAUUAAGUUAUUGUCAGUAACAGAAAAAUAUGAUGACUUCAAAGCUAGUAAACAAGCUAAGCUGGAGGAGUGGCUGGAAGGAACGACAAGUGAUGAGAAUAGGCCUUAGGCGGGCUAUUACUUACUUGGAUAACAGAAAGAUUCAGCAUGUAUAUAAUGCUUUGUAGUGUAUAAUUGUCUUUUAAUAACAAUUAUAAAAAAAUUGUUAUGCUGUUAAAUGUACUUAAAACAACUAUGAUACCAUGUGGGUUAAUGCACAGGAUUCAGCAUUCCUUACUGUAAAAAAAUGAGACAUUGAUUAUUAAUCAUUAAGGCCAAAUGAAUCACAUUGUUUUUA